GUAAGGGAAGUGAGCAGAUACAGACACUGGCAGCCCCUAGGAGUUCAAGUCUCCUUGGCAGUAGGAGGCUGGAAGAAAGGACAGAAGUGACUCUGACUGUGAUGGGGAUCUUUCUGGGUCUACUGCUCCUGGGUCACCUAAUGGUGGUCACUUAUGGCCAUCCCAUACUGGAAGGACCAGAAAGUGUGAUAGGGCCAUGGAAAGGGGAUGUGAAUAUGCCCUGUACCUAUGGUCCCCUAAAAGGCUACACUCAAGUCUUGGUGAAGUGGCUGGUACAACGUGGCUCAGACCCAGUUACCAUCUUUCUACGUGACUCCUCUGGAGACCAUAUUCAGCAGACCAAGUACCGGCGCCGCCUGAAUGUGAGCUAUGACGUUCCAGGGGAUGUGUCCCUCCAACUGAAUACCCUAGAGAUGGAUGACCGAAGCCACUACAUUUGUGAAGUCACCUGGCAGACCCCUGAUGGCAACCAAGUGAUAAGAGAUAAGAUUAUUGAGCUCCGUGUCCAGAAACUCCCUGUCUCCAAGCCUACGGUGACAACUGGCAGCGGUUAUGGUUUCACGGUGCCCCAGGGAAUGAGGAUUAGCCUUCAAUGCCAGGCUCGGGGUUCUCCUCCCAUCAGUUAUAUUUGGUACAAGGAACAGACUGAUAACCUGGAACCCAUCAAAGUAGGAAACUUGGGUACCUUACUCUUCAAGCCUGCAGUGGUGGCUGACUCGGGCUCCUAUUUUUGUACUGCUAAGGGCCGGGUAGGCUCUGAGCAGCGCAGUGACAUUGUGAAAUUUGUGGUCAAAGACCCAUCCAAGCCAUUCAACACCAAGACUGAGGCACCUACAACCAUCCAAGUUCCCUUGGAAGCAACAUCUACAGUGAACCCAGCCUGGAACUGGACCACUGAAGUGAAUGACUAUUUUGGGAACACGAUUACUGAGCCAGGAAGGGGACUUCCUAUCUUUGCCAUCAUCCUCAUCAUCUCCUUGUGCUGUAUAGUGGUUGUCACCAUGGUUUAUAUCAUGCUUUGCCGGAAGACAUCCCAACAGGAGCAUGUCUAUGAAGUGAACAGGAUGCCUGCCAGGGAGGCCAGUGACUCUGGAGAAACCAUGAGAGUGGCCAUCUACAACAGUGGCUGUUCCCGUGAUGAGCCAGCUUCCCAGGCUCUGGGCAAUGACUACUCUGAGGAUCCCUGCCUGGGCCAGGAGUAUCAGAUCAUCGCCCAGAUCAAUGGUGACUAUGCCCGUCUACUGCACACAGUUCCCCUGGAUUAUGAGAUUCUGGCCACUGAGGGCAAGAGCGUCUGCUAACAAUGCUCCACUAGAUUAAAUCUAUUGACAGAAUUACUUAUGCAGUAUUCUGUCCCUGCCUUCUGCAUGGCCCCCUUUCCUGCUACCUCUCUUCCUGGAUAGCCUAAAUUGUCUUUCCUACCAAUGUUGGGGCCCCUGAGAGUGACUGGUUUUGCCUAAGAAUCAGCCAUAUGCUCAAGAAAGCUAGCUAUUGAAUAUGGCCCUAAGCCCUUCUAGUAUCUCUGCCUGGGUUUUCCACUGCUUUUCUCCAAACACCAGUGAAACACCAGCACUAGGACUCGGUCAUCAUGUCUCCAGAUAUCACCAGAAGACCAAAGGAGACUCAACACUGCCAGCUCAGGGAAGGAGCUGUAUCCAGGAUCACUGCCCUUUCUCCAGGGGUAGACAACUUUUAAUUGAGAUUGUCAUGUCACUGGCUGGGGUUCAUUUCUGCUCUUGCACUGUGAAUCUAGUGCUCUGGUAUUCCUUUGGUGCUCAAUAAAUAUAUAAUCAUGA
Sciurus carolinensis (gray squirrel) is the source of this 1796-nucleotide messenger RNA. RefSeq names its product V-set and immunoglobulin domain containing 4 (gene Vsig4). The coding region runs from base 102 to 1301 and encodes 399 amino acids. NCBI's taxonomy places the organism in Eukaryota, Metazoa, Chordata, Mammalia, Rodentia, Sciuridae. Gene Ontology annotation, biological process: negative regulation of macrophage activation; negative regulation of interleukin-2 production; negative regulation of complement activation, alternative pathway. Gene Ontology annotation, molecular function: complement component C3b binding. The transcript is spliced from 8 exons. The record is from RefSeq and is a predicted model, not a curated record.